Penicillium waksmanii is the source of this 237-nucleotide messenger RNA. RefSeq lists its product as uncharacterized. The record is from RefSeq and is a predicted model, not a curated record. The transcript has a single exon. The coding region runs from base 1 to 237 and encodes 78 amino acids. NCBI's taxonomy places the organism in Eukaryota, Fungi, Ascomycota, Eurotiomycetes, Eurotiales, Aspergillaceae.
AUGGCAAGUCCAGUGGUAGAGGAUAGAGAGCGGAUCGAUAACUGCUUUCUGGCAUUGCUGGAAGCGAGGGCCUCGACUUCGCAUUCGGAGAUUCGAAAUCUGACCCAACCGAUUAUGGAGUACCCUGUCAUCCCUGACUUCGCCAUCGUGCGGAAAUCGACAAACAUCACGAAGGCAGUGGGAGAGGUCAAGAUACGGGUGCAAGACCUACUCAUGAAUUCCAGCAUGGAAUACUAG